UUGUAUUCAACAUAAACUAAUUAAAUUCCAUGUAUAACAUUAGUGAAGUUGUUCAUUGACUUCCUAUAAUCUUUCUUCUUUUGCAACAAAAUAAACAUUAAGUAGUCCUUUUGUGCAAUACUUGUGAGAUGAUUCAAGGGGAAGCUCUUUGUUUUAGCAACGGAGAUGAUGCCGGAGGCAUGCACCAUGGUCAUCCUAGCAACUUGUACAAUGAUGUGGUAGAGACGAGCUUUAAUGCUAGUAUCGAGGGCAUACACCAUACACAGUCGAUUAGGUCCAUUCUUUUUUGCUUAUCAAUCUUGAAAGAGAAGAUCCACGAAGUUGAUUCAUUUGUGAGCAUUUUUCUUACCCAAGAAAACCAAUAUCAUGCUCAUAGUACAAUUAAUCACUUGACCUCUUCGAUGGCAUUUUCAAGCAUGGCUAACCUAAUACAAGAAAUCUGAACCACCUCAUUGAUGAUGCUCAGCUGCGAACGGAUGACCCUUGGACCAACACAUGUACAAACAGGUAACACUAACAACAAUAUCAAUAAUAGUACUAGUCAUGUACAUGUAGAUCAAGAGCCACAUACAAUGCAAAAGGCUAAUAAUGGCCAAUUUAGUGUAGACGAGGUUAUAGUUGAUAGCAAUAGUCAAGGAUUUUUGGAUGGAAUUAAGUUCAACAAUCACCAAGCAAUCAACAAGAAAACGUACCAAGAGUUAGAGGUGUCGAUGGAGGCUUAUGACUUGGUGGAGGUAGACGCGGCUGAUCUACUGGCAAAGUACACCCACUAUUGUCAAGUUUGUGGUAGAGGGUUCAAGCGAGAGGCAAACCUAAGGAUGCACAUGCGAGCUCAUGGGGACAAGUACAAGUCAAGCCUCAUGAGUGACCCCCUUAAGAAAAAGAACAGCGAAGAAAACAACACGACGACAAAACCUCCUAGGAAGUACUCGUGUCCACAAAAAGGAUGUAGGUGGAACAAGAACCAUGUCAAGUUUCAACCUCUAAAGUCGAUGGUGUGUGUACGAAAUCACUACAAGAGAAGCCAUUGCCCCAAGAUGUUUGUGUGUAAUAGGUGUAAUACUAAGGAAUUCUCGGUCCUUUCGGAUUUGAAGACGCAUGAGAAGCAUUGUGGAGAUGUCAAAUGGUAUUGUUCUUGUGGAACUACUUUCUCUAAGAAAGAUAAGCUCAUGGAUCAUGUUGCUUUGUUUGUUGGUCAUACGCCUUUGAUUUACCCAUUGAUUACGCUUUCGGAUAAUAGGUAAUGAAAUUGUUUUAAACCCUUUGUUUCUUUGUCUACUAUCUUUUGCAUGAAUGUGAAACCAAUUGCUUUUAUUCCCCCCUAACAAAUGAACUGUUUUAUUCUAGUUAAUCAAGGUUACCUUUUUUAUUUUAUUUUUUUCUUGGCAAUGGGUUUCUUUUCUAUUGAACAAUUUUAGUUUUAGUUUGGUUUCAGAUCAUUUGAAUUUGAUAUAGGUUUGUGGUAUAUAUGUUACAAAUCUUUACAACAAUGUAGCCAUUAAGGGCAGAGCUAGCCAGUGGCGGAUCCAGGAUUUAAAUAAUAGGUUGUCUCAUCCCAUCAUCGUCCACCGACCGCAUAAAAUAUCAAAAAAUAAUCAAAGCUUGAAUAAUGGACAAAAAAAAAUACAUAAAAAAGUUCAUUUCAUAAAGUAAUUCAAAUUCAUAUUACAACUAAAAAAGUACUAAUUUUAUUACAAUUGCUCUCGACGAGUUUUCAUAUUUUGAUAACGAUGUACAAUAUCAUCCAUGCUUGAAAUAAUGUGACAA
This is a messenger RNA of Chenopodium quinoa (quinoa), 1767 nucleotides long. Its product is annotated as protein SENSITIVE TO PROTON RHIZOTOXICITY 2-like. The record is from RefSeq and is a predicted model, not a curated record. The coding region runs from base 456 to 1244 and encodes 262 amino acids. The transcript has a single exon. Gene Ontology annotation, biological process: response to acidic pH; response to aluminum ion. Lineage: Eukaryota; Viridiplantae; Streptophyta; Magnoliopsida; Caryophyllales; Amaranthaceae.